UAUCUGUAUUUCUCUUCGUUUAGUUUCUCUCUAAUUUUUCCUUUCUAAUCUUCUUCUGGGUAUUGUUAUUAUUCUUGAAUUAUUCAAUCCCCUUUUCGAUUAACGGUUUCUACACUGGGCUUUCUCUUGCGCUUAGGAACUUCGUUAAUCGUUUGUGUAUUCAAUUUUGUUUGUUUGUGAUAGUUGGCGAUUAUAGUGCGGAAAAAAGGUGAUUUCGAUGUCUGUGGCAGCCCCUGGGCAGCUCAAUCUCAAUGAGUCCCCCUCGUGGGGAUCUCGAAGCGUUGACUGUUUCGAGAAGUUGGAACAGAUUGGUGAAGGAACAUAUGGUCAAGUCUACAUGGCUAGGGAAAUCAAUACAGGGGAGAUUGUUGCAUUGAAAAAGAUUCGAAUGGAUAAUGAAAGAGAGGGUUUUCCAAUUACUGCCAUACGUGAAAUUAAGAUUCUAAAGAAGCUGCAUCAUGAAAAUGUAAUUAAGUUGAAGGAGAUUGUUACUUCUCAGGGUCCUGAAAAGGAUGAGCAAGGUAGAUCAGAUGGCAAUAAGUACAAAGGUGGGAUCUACAUGGUUUUUGAGUACAUGGACCAUGAUUUGACUGGUCUUUCUGAUCGUCCUGGGAUGCGAUUUUCAGUUCCCCAGAUCAAGUGCUAUAUGAGGCAGCUGUUAACUGGACUUCAUUACUGUCAUGUUAAUCAAGUACUUCAUCGGGACAUCAAAGGCUCUAAUCUACUGAUAGACAAUGAGGGAAAUCUGAAGCUUGCAGAUUUUGGCCUUGCACGGUCAUUCUCCAAUGACCAUAAUGGACAUCUUACAAAUCGUGUCAUUACUUUAUGGUAUAGGCCUCCUGAGUUGCUGCUUGGGACCACAAAGUAUGGCCCAGCUGUUGACAUGUGGUCUGUUGGUUGUAUAUUCGCAGAACUUCUGCAUGGAAAACCAAUCUUUCCUGGGAAAGAUGAGCCAGAGCAAUUGAAUAAGAUAUUUGAGUUAUGUGGAGCCCCCGAUGAGGUCAAUUGGCCUGGAGUUUCCAAGAUUCCUUGGUAUAACAAUUUCAAGCCAACUAGGCCAAUGAAGAGACGUCUUAGGGAAGUUUUCAGACAUUUUGACCGCCAUGCUUUGGAGUUGCUUGAAAGAAUGCUUACUCUUGAUCCAUCUCAGAGAAUAUCUGCCAAGGAUGCACUUGAUGCAGAGUAUUUCUGGACUGACCCAUUGCCUUGUGAUCCCAAGAGCCUGCCCAAAUAUGAAUCGUCACAUGAGUUCCAGACAAAGAAAAAGCGUCAACAGCAGCGCCAACAUGAAGAAACGGCUAAACGGCAGAAACUACAGCACCCCCAGCCACAUGCACGUUUACCUCCCAUUCAACAAACUGGGCAAACUCAUCCUCAACUCAGACCAGGACCUAACCAACCCAUGCAUAGCUCCCAGCCUACAGCUGUAACAGGACCUAGCCACCACUAUGGAAAGCCUCGUGGUCCUUCAGGAGGACCAAGUAGAUAUCCCCAGAGUGGAAAUCCUAGUGGGGGGUACAAUCACCCAAAUCGUGGAGGCCAAGGUGGAGGUUACAGUGGUGGCCCAUAUCCGCCUCAAGGACGUGGUCCUCCAUACGCUGCCAGUGCCAUGCCGGGUGCAGGACCCCGAGGAGGCAGUAGCGGUUAUGGAGUUGGUGCUCCAAAUUAUCCCCAAGGUGGUCCAUAUGGAGGUUCUGGUGUUGGUCGAGGCUCAAACAUGAUGGGUGGUAAUCGCAAUCAACAGUAUGGUUGGCAGCAGUGAAGUACCAAACAGAUGCGACUUGGACAAACACUUGGAUGAACCGGGCUGAUAAUAGAAUAACAAGAAGAAAAAGAAAGGACAAGGAACAUUAAGGCCAAAAGCUACUUUUUGACUCAAGCCUGAAGGUUGUGUUUUCUGUGUGAGUAGGCUUUGUCAGCCAAAUGCUGGAGCAUGAUUACCAAAAAAGGGUGGUGAUGGUACUGUGCUGAACAUGCAUUUAAUUUUUUUACUUGAAAUGUCUGAGUGAGCUAAAAAACAAAAAGAAAAAAAAAAAGAAAAAGAAAGGUCCAAGUGAGCUGAAACCUUUGGUAUGAUACAUUUUAAUGUAAUCUGGACAUGAUUAAAUUUUUCACUAAUGUAAGUUAGCUUUUCGACUUGUUUUGUAUGAAUUCUCAGUGUUAAAUAAUCAAUGGAAGUGGAUUUCAUGGUUUAUUGACUCUGA
This is a messenger RNA of Nelumbo nucifera (sacred lotus), 2204 nucleotides long. RefSeq names its product cyclin-dependent kinase C-1-like. The record is from RefSeq and is a predicted model, not a curated record. Gene Ontology annotation, cellular component: cyclin-dependent protein kinase holoenzyme complex; nucleus. Gene Ontology annotation, molecular function: ATP binding; RNA polymerase II CTD heptapeptide repeat kinase activity. NCBI's taxonomy places the organism in Eukaryota, Viridiplantae, Streptophyta, Magnoliopsida, Proteales, Nelumbonaceae. Gene Ontology annotation, biological process: positive regulation of transcription elongation by RNA polymerase II; protein phosphorylation.